AUGGCUGAAGAAGAGCAUAUUGAUGCAUCUGCAUCAGCAACCGAGCCUGUUGGAUAUUUAAGAGGGUCGUACAAUUCCUCUCUUUUAGUUAAGUACGGACAUCAUAUUGCUAGACAUAUAUGGUUCGUUGAUGAGAGAGGUUCGAAGAAAGAGUUAAAGGUAGCAGGACAUAGGUUGAAGUUGAUUCAGAGGGUUCCACUACAGCUACCAAGAGAGAUGGAGGGUUGGAUAUCUAGGUCUGGUCUAGCUUCACUCCAGAGAACCAGUUUGACAAAGAUAGACACGAACCUGGUUUCCGCAUUUGCAGAGAGAUGGCAUCUAGAGACAUCUUCAUUUCACAUGACGUUUGGUGAGAUGACGAUUACUCUAGAUAACGUCUCUUGCCUGCUUCACUUGCCCAUCAGAGGAGUCUUCUGGAGCCCUCAAGAUAUCAUGAAGGACUUGUUAUUGAGUGGGUUGUUGAUUACUUAUGAAUGUCACAGAGAGUGGCACAACAACAAGUCCGUGACUGCAGGGGUUCUUAUUAUAAGUUGGAGUGGCUAUAUGAUCGAUUUGUAG
This is a messenger RNA of Lathyrus sativus (Indian pea), 558 nucleotides long. The record is from the annotation of a GenBank genome assembly. NCBI's taxonomy places the organism in Eukaryota, Viridiplantae, Streptophyta, Magnoliopsida, Fabales, Fabaceae.